Messenger RNA from Penicillium brasilianum, 1005 nucleotides. The record is from the annotation of a GenBank genome assembly. NCBI's taxonomy places the organism in Eukaryota, Fungi, Ascomycota, Eurotiomycetes, Eurotiales, Aspergillaceae.
AUGCGUGUCUUUGCACCAUUUUACGCUGUACUCAUCAGCCUUGCUUUGCCAUUCCUCACAAGCGCUGCUGAUGAUCCGAGUUACAACGCUUCCCUGCCCUUUCGACCCAAUAAUGUGUCAUCUCUUCAUGACCCGUACUACUGGGUUGGGUCUUACUACAAUGGGACUGCGGAAUUAGAGUUGAUGUCUUUUACGAGCCUCGUCGCGGAGAAUAGCUCUCAGUGUCCGUCACUUGCCAAUACCACCACUACCGUGCAAUAUGACACUAUUCUCGCCCUCACCGAGCCGAGCUCCUUCCUGAACGGUGCCAGCGACCCAGUGAAUGCUUUUCUCCUUCUCUGGGACACCGGCUUCGAUUUUUCCUCUAUUACCACUUUUAGUAAUUUUCUUAUUGAUCUCCCGUCUUUGAAAUCGAGUAUUUGCUCUUCUGCACCUAUGUGGCUUGAUUGGUUAUAUCCUGAGAACUACUUCAACUGGGCACUCAAAGCUAGCGAUCCAUACCGACUCUCGAGCACCAUCACCAGCGACUACUAUGGCGGCGAAGAUAGUUUUUUAGUCAACAUGACGAACUGUACUAACACGGAAGCUGUUCCGUGGUGGGUUUUUUUGAAUUCCGGUACCCUAGCGAAUGGCACCUCUGCCGGGGAUUCCGGAUGGCCAGGUAUGGCAGCUAACCUGGAGUUCGACCGCGCGGCGGCGAACUAUACCAUCCAGGGUUACUUCAAGGCCUAUCGAGCAUAUGGCGAAAAUAAUGACAGAUUCGGCGGAGUCCCUGCAGAAGGGCAAUUCACUCUGCGAUUCACGGGCAAAAUAGAUACCUACCACUCGGACGUCUUGGUCAAUGACACAGCCACCCCGACCUGGUUGCGUACGGUUGGCUUCAAUAACAAUUCGCAAAACAUCGGAUUUACGGGUGCAGCGGGGAGGGUGUGUUCCCUCGCGGACACAGGCCGAUGGGCUGCUCUUGCCUUGGUGACGCAGGUUGUGUGGCUUAUCCUCAAUUGA